GAGAUUACUCGUCAGAUUUCACAUUCAGAUCUUAGAGAGAGAGAGAGAGAGAGAGAGAGAUGUUUGGGAAGAUAAGAGUGUCGCCUUCUUCAUUGGAAAGCUUGGAUAGGCCUCCUUCCAAGAUUCUCAAGGAUGAUUCUCUCUCCAUCUACGAGGCCACACUAGUCAAGCUUAAACAAGGUUCUCGACGCGAUUCAAGUCCACCCUCCAAGCAGAUAGGGAAUGUAGAUGUUGGUUCCAUUUCAAGCUCAACCAGUCUUGAGCCAAUGAAGAUAGAUGUGAGUUCUUCUUCUGCCAGCAGUUCACAGGAUUCUCCAGAGUUCACAACCUCUCUCAAUGAGGAGGUAAUCUCAAUCGAUACGGAUUGUUAUUCAUCCAUAACACAUCCAAGUUCUAGAAACACCCUUUUAGUGAGCAGUCCUAAGGAGCAAGAUGAAAGGACCUUGUCGAUUAUUUACCUGUUUUCUAAAUUUAAAAAUGCUCAUCAUGCUGUUAACUUAGCCUCUGAGGAUUCAGUGAGCACAAUGGAGGAUGGUUAUUCUGUCGGUAUUUCUCCAAAUUUCAGCAGUUGUCAAUCUCUUGAUAGCACAAAGCAGCAAUCGGAACAAGAGUUUGUCACUUCACAAGUGAUUUGUGAGCACUGAAAUGGGUUCUUGACCUGAAAUCUUUUAACCCUUUGAACGUCGCUGAAUUUUUGUACCUAUAAUCAUAUUUAAAUGAAACUUAAAAAAGGAAGGUUGAU
Molecule: messenger RNA, 742 nt
Organism: Morus notabilis
Lineage: Eukaryota; Viridiplantae; Streptophyta; Magnoliopsida; Rosales; Moraceae
Exons: 2
Coding region: 60-644 (194 amino acids)
Source: RefSeq, a predicted model, not a curated record